Molecule: messenger RNA, 759 nt
Organism: Elgaria multicarinata webbii
Lineage: Eukaryota; Metazoa; Chordata; Lepidosauria; Squamata; Anguidae
Product: immunoglobulin alpha-2 heavy chain-like
Exons: 5
Coding region: 1-759 (252 amino acids)
Biological process (GO): immunoglobulin mediated immune response
Cellular component (GO): blood microparticle
Molecular function (GO): antigen binding
Source: RefSeq, a predicted model, not a curated record
AUGGAUCUCUUGAUCUUCUUUUUCUUGGUGACUGUUCCAAGAUCAGGUGUCCUCUCAGAAGUGGUUCUGACCCAGUCGGAGGCAGUACUGAAAAAACCUGGAGAAUCCCAUGAAUUAACCUGUGCCGUCACUGGGCUUACUCUGAGUAGUGCCUGGAUGAACUGGAUCAGACAGAAACCUGGUUCCAACAUCAUGUAUCCUGUUAUUACAAUUAUGAAUUCCUUGUUGUCCAUCUUGUUUUGCCUGGUGGCCAUGCCAAAAUGGACUGUUGCUGAUAUUCAACUCGUUUCAUCUGGGCCAGGAACACUGAGACCUGGAGAAACUCUGAGAAUGGCCUGCAAAGUGACAGGUGUCUCCAUCUCUGACUCGGGUAGUAUUUGGAACUGGGUCCGCCAGCCUCCUGGGAAAGGCCUAGAAUGGAUUGCAAGAAUAUAUCCCAAAGAUGGGAGAAAAUGGUAUUCAUCUUCUCUACAGAGCCGCACAACCAUUUCUUCAGAGAACUCCAAGAACGAGUUCUCUCUCCAGCUGAAUACACUGACAGCUGAUGAUUCGGCUAUGUAUUAUUGUGCCCGAGAAAGCACAGUGAGUCAAGGUGUCCUCUCACAGGUGGUUCUGACCCAGUCAGAGGCCGCAAUGAAAAAACCUGGAGAAUCCCAUACACUGACUUGUACCAUAGCUGGGUUUGAUCUCAGCAGCACCUGGAUGAACCGGAUGAGCCAAAAAACUAGAAAAGGACUGGAAUGGCUUCUGCACUAUUAA